AUGGAGGUCAACGGCGAUAUCGAGGUAUGGAAGCACAAGGCAGAACAGUAUUUGGCAGACAGUGGAGUCCCUUAUACAAUAAUAAGGCUCGAAGGUCUACAAGACGAAGAGGGGGGAGUGAGGGAGUUGAUUGUUGGGAAAGAUGAUGAGCUUCUCCAGACUAACACCAAGUCAAUUCCAAGAGGAGAUGUGGCUAAAGUUUGUGUUCAGGCUCUGCAGUAUGAAGAGGCAAAGUUCAAGGCGUUUGAUUUGGCUUCAAAGCCUAAAGGUGUGGAAACACCAACGAAAGACUUCCGGGCACUGUUCUCCCAAAUUACUGCUUGGUUUUGA
Molecule: messenger RNA, 330 nt
Organism: Phragmites australis (common reed)
Lineage: Eukaryota; Viridiplantae; Streptophyta; Magnoliopsida; Poales; Poaceae
Exons: 4
Coding region: 1-330 (109 amino acids)
Cellular component (GO): chloroplast
Molecular function (GO): oxidoreductase activity
Source: RefSeq, a predicted model, not a curated record